Messenger RNA from Aptenodytes forsteri (emperor penguin), 387 nucleotides. RefSeq names its product interleukin-5. The coding region runs from base 1 to 387 and encodes 128 amino acids. The transcript has 4 exons. Gene Ontology annotation, biological process: immune response. Gene Ontology annotation, cellular component: extracellular region. Lineage: Eukaryota; Metazoa; Chordata; Aves; Sphenisciformes; Spheniscidae. Gene Ontology annotation, molecular function: growth factor activity; interleukin-5 receptor binding. The record is from RefSeq and is a predicted model, not a curated record.
AUGAAGACCCAUCUCUACCUUCUUCUGCUAGCUGCAGGCAUCUCUGCCGCUCCCCAGAUGAGCAGCAUGGCUGAAUUACUGACAUUAUUACAGCAAAUGUGUGAGUCGGUGACAAAGGACAUUCAGAAUUUGAGGAUUGAAACUCCAGACAAUAUAGAUGAUGUGAAUUGUGUCAGCACAAUUUUUGAAGGAACGGAACAGCUGAAAACUAACCCAGCUAUGAAAAAAUUCAGUGUCUUUUUUCAAAAAUUAGAAAGACUGAAGCAAUCACUCACACCAAGCCUGGCAAAAGAGGGGAAAUGUGAUACAGAAAGAAAGAAUGCAACAAUAUUCAUAGGAAAGCUGAUGACAUUCAUCCGAAAAGCAUCGAAAAAUGCAAGAGCGUAG